AUAUGUAUUGUUCGUUUUAUUUUUUGCAAACUCAAAAUAAAAAUCACAAGACUUUUGGACAUUUGUUGAGCACAGCCAUUAUUGAAUUUGUGAAAAAAAAUUUUCAUCAUUACAAACUACGAAGAUGAUUAUUAAAAUUUCAUUUUGCUUAAUGUUAUUAAGCACAGUUGUUUAUGGACAAAAUGAAACUUGUGAUCGAGUAUUGGAUUCAAUGAUCGAUAGCUGUAAAGCUAUUCGAACAACUCUUAUUUCAUUGGAUAGUUUGGAUCCAAAAGUUGCUUGUUGUAAAAAUGCACGUUAUGAUUUAUGCGUUCAAGGUGUAAAGGCUUAUAUAACGGUUGCAAGAUCAACAAGAAUUUGUCAAGAAUCACAUUAUGAAGAAAAAUUGAAUGGAUUAGAAUCAAAUAUAGCAAUGCAAGCUGUAAAAAAAUUAUGUGAAAAUUUUGAUUCAAAAACAUGUAUCACUGAUACUGUUAGUAAUGCAUGGAAUUCAAUUAGUGAAACACUUAAUCCAACAAAUCUAUCUGAAACAAUCAGUAAAAAUUUUAAUGGUGCAAUGAGUUCAAUAGGUAAUUUUAUGAAAAAUUUUGGUAAUCAAGCACAAAAUGUUGGUAGCGAUGCAUCAUCCAAAUUAAGUGAAUUAUUUACACAACAACAAUCAAAUAAUGAAUAUUCGAUUGCAACACCAGAUCAACAACAACAACAACCGUUACCAUCAUCAUCAUCGAUUAAUUCAUUGACAAAUUCUAUAUCAAAAUUUUUCCAACAAAUUACACAACCAGUUGAUAUUGUUAACAAACAAGAUGAAAAAAAGGAUGGUCGUCGUCGAUGAUGAUUUCGAAGAAACAAUCAAUUCAUUUUUUACCCUUCUCCAAAAAAAAAAAAGAUAAAAUUUUAAAUUUAGAAUUCACUUAGUUUGAUAAGA
Molecule: messenger RNA, 925 nt
Organism: Dermatophagoides pteronyssinus (European house dust mite)
Lineage: Eukaryota; Metazoa; Arthropoda; Arachnida; Sarcoptiformes; Pyroglyphidae
Source: RefSeq, a predicted model, not a curated record